This is a messenger RNA of Porites evermanni, 11563 nucleotides long. NCBI's taxonomy places the organism in Eukaryota, Metazoa, Cnidaria, Anthozoa, Scleractinia, Poritidae. The record is from the annotation of a GenBank genome assembly.
GUGACAAAACACAAUCCACUUCUCAUCAGUUUCCUGAUGAAUCCAAAUCAGAAAUGCUCUCAUGAUAGCCAACGCAAAAAAGCGUGUCUCGGACAGUAACGGUCUACGCAAGUAACAACUGAGGAUUAGCGCUUCAACCCAGUGGAGAGGAUAGGCUAAAACUGCCAAAAAGGUAGGAUCCUCGGUACUUUAUGCAUCUUUUAGCGUUAAUAGGUCAAAAUUUGCCAACAUCACUUACCAUGAAUUGAAGGUCAUUCGUUUUUUGGUCAAAUCAGUUUAUGAAUAAAAAUAGUUAUCAAUUUGACACCUUGAGGUCUUGGCAGAUAAACUGAAGCGCAUGAGGCUGUAGUUUAUUGUUUCGGUGUUAUUGGGAGCUCAAUGGCGGUCAUCACAGAACUCGCGCGACUCUGUAUCGCGUUGGUUGUUCCCAGCUACCUUGUGCAUGGGCAAUUUGUACUUCGAACUUCAAGUUAACGUUUAUCAAUUACAUUUACAAUUAACAAUUAGCUUCAGCUGUAGCUUGUCAACUGACAAUGGUAAGUUUAGAAUUUGUUAAGCACUUGUACGUUUUAAUAGUGUGGGUCACUAAUUUUUAAUAUGGCCCAUAUAAUUUAUUUAACAUUAACCUGCCAGAGCAGUCAGUGACGGAAAUAUUUUGCUGCCCGAUCUGAUACAAUCCUGUUCAAAAAUUCUGUUAAACCAGAAGUUUGUGAAGCGUAUUUGUCAAAUGUAUCUCUCACGUGAACUACUCAUGCAGUGUAUAGAAACAGAGAAUGCACAUUUCCGUGAUAGUGAGUUGAAGAGUAUCAAGGUCCGGCAUCUUUCAUGUAAUUAGUGGCAUUAUAUUACGUAAGAAUUAUCAUUACGUAAUAAUAGAUAUCCUUUCUUUUCCUUCCUCCUGUCCGUUCUUUUCUUCUUUGGAGCCUCCCUUCACGAAAGUAGUACUAAUUUCCUCGGGCUUUUCGGCAUCGAACUAUUCUACUUUCAAAACAUCUUGAUUGUCACAAAGCCUAGCUGAAUAACGAAAGACGUGGGUUAGAGAAACUAUUUUUUUGAACAUAUCACGUUCGAAGAUAGCCUGCGAAAACAUCCAUUUCUCUUCGCUCUUCGCCGCAGGGAACGUUUCGCACGGCGAAGAGCGAGGAGAACCGGAUGUUUUCGCAAGCUAGUUCGAAGUUCGCUUAGCUUAUUAACCAGUAACCUUGGGGUUCGAAAACCCAGGUAGCCUAGAUAGCUCAAAGAUCGCUCUCUUUGCAACGAAAAACAAAGAAAAACCGUUAAACAACAAUUUCAACGUUCUCACACAGUACAAAUGACACUUCGGUCGUUUUAAAGCCAACAUGCCUUAUAGUUCAGUACUCUCUAUAGAAAUUUAGUUCUGCCCUGCCUAUUUGUGAAACAAAAACGACCACAAGGGCUAGAGUAUAUCUUAAUGCUUUAAGCCCUGUAAGUGGUACCAAUCCAAUCGACAAUUUUUACCCCCUAGGAGCACCCCCAGUCUUCUUAUAGGGCAGUAUCACCCCCACCCCCACCCCAGGAGUCGCGAUCUCCGGAAGAUGUUAGAACCUUCACAUGAGAAAUCAAGAGCCGAGGACGAGUGAUUUACAAGCUCUUCGAACGUUUUUCGUUCUUCUACUUUUAUAUAUUACCAAUUGUGUACAAUGAUCUGUAAUUUUCUAUCAGUUUACGUAUAUAACAAACAAUAGGCUUAUAGAACACGCGAAGUACCUCAGUUAGUUUAGAAAAACCAAAAUAUAUUCAUUGACUCUCUAAAACAACAAACAUGACAGUCUUUGUUUACCUUAGCCAAGACAAACUUUCUAACUAAGCUGUACUGACUACAAACGAACAAGUUGCCUAGUGCUAAGAUCCCAAUAUUGUUUGCGUGUUUUAUUUUCCUCCUUGGAAUAAGUACUGUAUUUUUUUUUCUCAAUUUGCGCGUUAUUUGUUCUUUAUAUCCGGGGGGAACUCCCUGAUAUAAGUCAUGAAAUAGGAUCAGCAUCUGGAGAACCGGGCGGUACACCCCCAACAGGAGUUCGCAGGAGUACCUACCCCCCCCCCCCCCCCCCCCCCCCCCCCACCCCCCCACCCCACACCGUUUGUUUAUUUUUUCUUGUGGUCCUCUCUCUUUUUUUUUUGUUUUUUUUUUUUUUUUUUUCAUUUUUUUUAUUUUUUUAUAAAAAAAAAAAUAAAUUUUGGGAAGGAAGGUUUUUUUUUUUUUUUUCUCCAAACAAAAAAAAAUGCAAAAAGGGUGUUGGCAUUCCCCCUUACCCUUUUACACAACAAGAUGGGUCAAGGGUCAAAAAAUGGGGUAAUUCAAAUGUUGCCGCCUUAAAGAUGUUUUUUUUUAUUUAUUCUCCCUGUAAAUAAUUUUUUUUUUUUUUUUUCUCAAUUUCGGCGUUUUUUUUUUUUUUUUCCCGGGGGAAACCCCCGAUAAAAAAACUAAAAAAAGGAUAGCACCCGGGGAACCCGGGGGGAACCCCCCCAAAGGAGUUCCCAGGAGGUACCCCCCCCCCCCCCCCCCCCCCGGGCUUUACAUGCUCCACAAUCUGACAGGUUUCUAACUAUGCUAGUGCUACUAUCCUAUUAUUGCUUGCGUGUUUUGUUCGUGUCUUGCAAAUAUUUUUCUCCGUGGUGUCAGUUUUUUCCCUCACUCAGUACGUGUUCUUUAAUUUGUUCUUAUGCUUGGCAAUCUGACAGGUUGAAAAUUAAUUACUUUCUAAUUGCACGAUGAUCAAAUAUUUUGAUCCCUUUUGGCAGUUCGUAGAUGUGUUUAAAAACGCUGACAUGUUAAAUUCUGCAAGCAGAAUACUGCAAUGCUGAUCGUAAUACGUGAAAAUUAACUCUGCAAGACAUCAACACGACACCGAAAGAACUCAAAACAGAGCGGGAUUGUAGCCAUAGACAGCUGUUUCGCUCUCUUUGUCUUUAGAGAUCCUACGUUCUUCGGCAUAUUCGUUUGCGGUCCUUUGCAGUCCCUUGUGGUUUUAAAUGUUUGUACUUUAAAAACGCUAUUCAAGACUAAAAAUAGAAAAAUGUGCUGAAACUAGUUCCAUUAGAAAGGGACUAUUAACAGAUGAUGUGGGGUUAAUCGUCUUACUGAUUAAGUAUACUCAGCUUAUCUGUGACUAAUGAAACUGAUCCUACAAACUGGGGCUUUUUUUUCGCGCCUAGGUGAAAAGGAGUGGCUAGUUCAAUUAAAAAAAGUCUUUACCAUAAAGCAAAUCAUCUACUUGUUUAUUGCGCUAUUCACACCGACUAAGCAUGUUUAAUAAAACCCGGUUUUGAAAAAUAAAGCAGACAUGUGAAACUGGAACACAGGUUUUUAAACAGGAUUCAAAUGAAAUUCAAGGUGUUUUGUAAUUGCACUAAAUUUGCAAUCGUAGUAAGCAGGUUUUAUUAUGAAGGAAACAAUUUUAAACCGUGUUUACUAAACAGCCAAAAAGUGGAACUAAAAAGUAACCUAGCGAACCCCGAUCGUCUUUGUCGCAUGGCUUCAAUCGCUACCCGGCUUCCCCUGACGAAUCAUCACGAUCGCUGAACGUACCAGUCGCAGUAUAAUUAUAGUAAAACAGCGAUCACAUUCAAAGUAUAAACCUUUAAUUUAAAGUGGGUUCCGCCUCUAUGCAAUUUUAUUAAUUCUACAAUUUUCUUUUCACGAGAGUCACGUAAAAAUUUCAAGUUCCUCGAGGAAGAUAUGAAGAAUUUGUUUUUAGUAGAAUGGUUGUACUACAUCAGUACUCCCAUCAGAGCUUACUCAAAAGUUAAAAGUACUCAUAAGUAAUUUUCCAGAGACUGAAAAGGGACAACGUAGCUUAUCUCAGUUGGUGUACGUGCGUUGUAGCUGCCAAGUUUACCACACUUAACUAAACAGCAACUUAACCUUAAUCUGAUGAAAAACACCGACUCCCUUCCAUGCUUACAUGACUGCGUGUAUGUAUGAUAAAAAGGAUUAAUUUAGACACAAAUUUAGAUUUAAUUGAGAACGUGUGUACAAGCAACUUUAUUAUCCUAGCCUCUGUAAACAUAUCUCGAGACAUGAAUGUAUUAUAUGGGAAAUUUGUGGGAUGCUAUAUAUGUAGCUCAUAAUCUCGUUAAUGAACAAACGUAGGAGCCGCGAAAGCUGGUAAAACGCACUAAAUAGACAUAAUUUGACAAGACUGACAUUCCCGAAAAUCAGUUACGGUGCCAGGACUGCCGCGGUUUUCUCCUUCAAUUUAAACCCAGUCAGGUAACUAAAAACCAACUUUAGUCACUGUAUCUACUGUUAAUAUACACUGCCGAUUAACACAGGGCGUGGGUACAGGACAUUAACCUCGUUACAACUGGAUUCUCGUGAUGCCAAGAGGGGCACUACCUUUUUGCCACCCGACUUUGGAAGUUUUGUUUUUACACACUACGACACAAACCUGUAAAUAGCAUAGUUUUAUCUCCUCUAUCUGCAAAUGAAAGCAGGGAUGCUUUCAAGUUAAUGUACCGUUUCAUUUGGUCAAUGUAUGGAUUCUCUUUUGAUUUCAAGUGAAGCCAUAAGAAGACUUCCAGUCCCAACUGGUCCAUACAGGUACAACCUUCCGUCAGUUAGUAUAAAAAAGCGGGCGCUUGAGUAAACAUCUUUUUCCCUGGGUUAAAAACCUAGUUUCUUCAUGUGGAAGAACACAACUCUUAGCGAAAUCAUUUCCCUUACAACUUUUACCUCACGAGAUAAGUAAAAUACUCCGGCAUUCAAGAUUUCCUUGAUAUCGGUAAACUAGUAUCUUAUAUACCUUAUUUUUCAUUUCCAUACGUAAAUACAAAUUAUAAUGGUAUGGUCGUGCAAUUAUUGAAAAACAAACUUGCACAAGCUCGCCACAAUCACUGGCAAAUCAUAGCAUCUCUCUGAAUCAUUUAUUUUUCACUCGGUCGAGAACAACCCAAUAUGGGUUUUUGUGGUUGGAUUGAUCUUCGCACAAAGUUUUAUGGAUCUUUGCCGAUACUGGAUUCUCUCAGAAACUAGGACUAUCGUGUUAAUAAAGAAAAAUUCUUCAAUGUCGUUUUGUCGUCUUUGAACUCAGUGAAAAGUAUCUCUUUACAUUCAUUUAGAUCCAGAGAAAAAAAUUGUUAGAUUAAAAUCAGCCUCCCGCCCUUUAGCAGCAGAGCACGAGUCCUAGAGAGACACUAGAUUUAUAAACCUUUCAAGUUGACCCCUCACUGCUGAUAAACGUUUGCAAUUGGCGGGAGGAACGAUUUGACAAAAUCUAUUUGUGGGUUACCAAGCCACCCUGACAUCAAACGAAAGAUUGAAGGAAAAGAAGGAAAGACGUCAAAAAAUCUCAGGACAAAUUUUUAGAAAACAGAUAAAUUACACACCCAGAGGCAAAAAUAUUUCAUAUGAUAGUCCGUGAGAUUUCCAGGUAAUUGAAAACCCCCUUUAUGGGCUAAUGAUUGAGCUGUUUUUUAACUUACAAACUGUUUUACACUUUGCGAAUUGGCCAUCGCCUUCUAUCGCUUUAAACUCAAAGUUAUAUGUAGUGACUAAGCAAUUUUUGUAUCCAAAUGUUUUAUUAUAAUCACUAUAAUCUGCCUACAAUGUCAGGCUCCUUCAAAGGGUCAACUUAUCUUAAAUACUGUUCUCCCCUACUAUUUCAAAGGCCGAGUACCUGUUUAUUCACAUCAAUACAGGCAUAACAGUUGACGAUAAAAAAAUGUUCAUUUUUUAAAUAGGUUGUCAUCAUCCGCGUUUCCUUGACAACGUGUCGAUUUUUCAAUACGCCUCAAGUGCUUUUUGACUGACAAAGCUUGACAUCCAUUCAACCUGCAGAUACAAGACGCUAAAAAAACCUAAAGCCAAAGUGACUUGAAAGGCAAACAGCAAGUCCAGGCAUUACAGGGGAAAUCAGCAAGAGAAAAGACUAUUCUGAUGUCUCGCAUGAGUGGUCGUGUUUGGCCGGAGCAACUUGUGUCGACGAACGAUGUCGAGAAUGGACUUCCAGACUCCUCUACGUUACGUCACGAAAAAGAAGAGGACAACUUUAAUAUCGAUGACAUGCAAGUAGUCUACGACGAUCACGAAAUUGCGAGUGAAUCUCAAGAGGCCCUGGAUGAUGAUCCUGAAGAGCAGACAGUAGAUUCGAUCAACCAAUUCCAUAAUGGAAAUAUAGAUCAUCCGGGGAGUCACACUCCAAAGCAUCUACGGUGGAGCACAGAUGAAGCCAUCGCAUCCUCAAAGCGAUCUCAUGCCUGUGACCGGGUCAUAUUGCUAGCUGUAUGUUCCAUGUCUGCGGUUUCAAUAGUGCUGACUCUGCUGAUGUUUUUUGGUGUGGUUGAGCCUUUCAAGUGCGCUUGCUCCGGGAAAACAGGUAUUUCGAAAAAAUAUUUUUCGUUAAAACACGCUGGUAUUAAAAUAUAAUCUGGCAUUCUUAAAAUUUUGGGGACAGUGCAUUCUACAUAAGGUUCUGAUUAAUUUAUCUGGGAAUGCAAGCUGGCCUAUUCUGUUCAAUAUACAGUGUGGCACGAAAUUUUUGCUGGGGUUUAUUUUUUCGGAUUGGCGAUUUUUUGUGUUUUGCGGGAGCUAAUUUUUGCGAUUAGGACAAAUUGUUUUUUCUUGCUGGGAAUUAAUUUUUGCGAUCAGUUCAUAAAGUACCCAGUACCCAGUAAUUAAACCAGUAAUUCAUUGUAUACCGUUUUUAUUUCUGAAUGAAAGAGGCAAGUUGCAAUUUACAGAUACGAUUUCUUAGUACUGUAUUUUUGUGAAGCGAAUUUAUGUUUGAGAAUAUUUACUCUGGAGUAAAUUUUGCGGAAAAAUGUCUGCUGUAGUUUUUAUUUGCGCGAACUUAUUUUUGCAGAUCGCUGGAAAAAUCGCAAAAAUCGGAAAAAUUAGAAUCCGCCAAAAUGUCGUGCCACACGGUAGGCUGUGCCUUAAAUUUGAGUCCCUUUGAUGUCCUUGAUGACGCAGAAAUUAACAAAAAGGAAAUAACAUGUGGCAAUAAUAUUGAGAAAAGUUUAUGUAAUUUAACCAUUUUCCUAAAAAAGGUACCUUUCUCAGUAGCAACUUUUGCUCUUAAACAGAUAACGGAUCCCUUGAACACCAAUUACCCUAAAAAGUAAAUAGUUAAUCCACGUAGGGGUAUUAUUGUUAAUUUUUGAACUCAUUAACGUACAUAAAUAAUUAAGUUAGCACAUUAUAAAACCAUCAAUUUGUUUAACUUUUGCAGUAUUGAGUUUUUUUGUUUACUGUAAAGGAGAAGGUAUCGUUUUAGAGGUACCCACACAUUGAACAUAUCACGUCAAUAUAAAAUUAUUUGGACCAUGGAAUGUCAUGGCCUUUCAUGGUUGUUGGGUACAGUCCUGCUGACCCUAAGAACACAUUUUGUUUACUUUAUAUGACAUAAAUCUGCUCUCACACGUAAGGUUUAGUUAAACCCCCCGAGAAGGUAAUGAUAACUUCUUUUGUCUGUUUCAUACGAAAGACGAUUAGCCAUUUUCGGCACUGAGUGCGCAAUCCAAGGGUUCACCGUAUUUUGAUACCUUUAAAACAUACUGUGAGUUGAGUUCGGUUUACUUAUUACAGGGAAAUAGAUUAUAUGUCGACAGCUGAGCGUUAUAAAAUUUGUGUCUCACUUUUACUCGAAAAGUGGAAAAGAAAGCUUUAAUUAGCUGCUCUUUUUUGGUAUAAAAAAAACUGGGUCAAAGUGAAAAAACUCUAUCGAUAAUGGGUAGGAAAAGGAUGAAGUCAUGAAUGCUCACUAGAAAAUUCUUCUUAAAUCAGUUAUUUACCCCCGGCUUGCACGGAAAAUAUUUUCGGAACUUGAGUAAACAUAUCUUUUUAUUGCAUUCCUUAAAUACAAUACAGAACACUGACAAUGCUUCUUCUUUCACAUGCAAAGUUGGGAUCCUGAAUAUCGGCCAAAGUGAACUAUAAUUUCACUUAAUUGGUAACCCUUGGGAAUUGGUUGAUCUCAGUUUUCCUUCCAAGGAAGAUGCCUUUGCUGUAGGAUUACGUCGUUUUUUUAUAAGCAUUUUGAAAUAGAAAAACUGCGUUUUAUGUACAUUUUAAAGAUUCAAAAAAUUCACCAAAAUUGUACGCGGGCUAAAUAUAGACUCUGUGCCUGCUUGACUCCAGUGACAUAAGACGGAACAAACAGCUAAAUAAACAUACAUUCGUCUACAUUGUAACUUCGCAUUCAUGACAUUGGCCUUGAUUUAGCCUGCGUAGCAAGCAUGUCGAGAAAGUGGGACCUUCCCCUCCCCAGUCGAUCUCUCUUUUCGUUUGCUCUAGCUCCAAAUUUCUUGCAAUAACUCGAUUGGAAACGCUUGCAACGCAUGCGCAGGCUAGCCUUGGUUCUCCUGCCGUUGUCUUUUCAAGUAUAGCUCAUCUCCACCGAUACAAUGAAAAAAAAGGCAACGGCUGCAAGUGACACUCACGCGAAACAUUUUGCUUCAAUGGGAUAAACAUCCCAUUAUUGUGUUAUUCUUACCCUGCGAGCACAGGUUUUUUUCUAGGGCAUGGCUUUUAGCAUUUGUAAGGUCGUUCGCGUGGCUUGUCAGUGGCGUAGAUGGUUUGUUUACGCGACUUACUGAAGAAGAAGGAAGGAACAUCUGCUCACACGGUAGUAAGCACUCAGAUACAAAGGAGGUAGAUAGUUGAGUUAUCACGUUACAUUGAGACAAUAAUAAAUUUAAUGGGAAACUUAACAUUUUUUGGCGUCAAUCAUCAGAGCGUUUUCACUCACGUGGUCAGCAGCUGUGCAAAUAUAUUGGAACAAAAGAAAGCUUUUUAAUACAAAAGAUAAAUGUUCAACCCUCAGAGGACUGGUUUGGAACACCAACAUGGCCGCCGUUUAAUUGUUUUGGAACACCAAUAUGGAGGACGUCACGCCACGUGAAAACGCUCUAUUCUUUCUAAUUUUAAAUAGAAGCAUUUAUUUAUCAAAUUGGAUACGAAUAGCAAUUUUUGCUUUUAAGUUUCACGAAUCCUUUUUUUUCAUCAACUUUAGAUGUUUUUGCUUUCUUUCUUUCUUUUUUUCACCAGGAAGUGAAACUUCAAGUUCAAGUACUCCCUACUUUGAAAUUUCAAAGAACAUGAAAGAUCUUAAACACAAUAUAUCUUCUUUGAAAGAUACUUCGACUGCUUCGAUGAUUGCGGUGAGUUUAUUUGAAUACAUACAGGGCUUUAAUUUUCUGUCCAUUACAGCUUUUAUAUUUAAACUACCAACUGAAUCAUACGUGCAAAGGGGGACACAUAGUUAAAUGAUUCAUUCUGGCUUGUUCGGAAUGCGAUGCCCUAGAGCCUCAAACAAUUUGCGCAAGGUUCGUCUACCUCAAUGCUGCUAAAAACGUUUUCCCUCUAUUAGUAUUCAUAGUUGCGGUGUCAACAACAUAGAAAUGUUGGACGUGUAACAGUAGGUAUAUGAUGAAAUAGGCAAAACAAGUACUUUUUUUGUUUUGUGUUGUUUCUGUGAUUUACCGUUGAUCUUUUCUUUGUGUUGUUUUGUUCCAACCUCUUGUGGAUUUUUUAACAGGUCAAAGUAGAACUAGACGAAAUGAGAAAGAAAUAUGAUGACGUUAAAGCGAAAUAUGAACAAGUGAUGAUGGAGGUAUGAAAGAAACAGUUCUCUAAAGUAUUAUGCUAUGACCUGUAUUGGAAAAACAAAACACACAAGCUAAAGAGCUCUAUUAACCAAAAGAAACUGUGCUAAUCUUUGCAGGUGGUAGGACUCAAAGGAAUGAACCUGUCUAAAGUAACCGGUGGAUCAUCGUUAGACAAGGUAUCUUUUUUUUUUAAAAUUCACAAACAAGUACAGUUUGGGUGUGGUUAUUGCAUACCUUAAAGAAAAAUUUAAUUUCAGGUAAAUAACUACAGCUAGCGGAAAAUUAUUCAGUUACUGUUUUUGCGUGAUGAACAAGAUUACCCCCAAUGGAGACUUAAAGUGAAAUCACUCGGUAUAAAAUUAUUCAUGGUUAACAUUCUUGGAAGUGGACUAUAAAUCUAAACUUAAGCUCCAGUACGAAUAUGCACGAUGUAAGGAACUUUUGGCUCGUAGAAUCCGGAAUCCCGGAAAUUUUUAGUUGUGGAAUCCGGCAUCCGAGAAUAUUUUGCUCGUGGAAUUCGGAAUUCAACUCAAGGAAUCCAAAAUCUCACUAUAUUAACGCUUGGAAUCCAGAAUCCAAGUUCCACUGACAAAGACUGGAAUCCAGUAUCUGGUAUCCGGAAUCCUCGGCGUGGAAUCCAGAAUCUAAGAUUGUCUUGGGUUACCUAGGGCUGUUAGCCUGUUGGAUGAUAUGUGAACGGUGCAAAACAAUUAUAUCAAUUGUUCAAAGGCAUAAGUUAUGCCUUAUGCCAAAUCAAAUAAUUGAAGAUUUGUAGAGCAACUUAUUGGUGUGAAAAACCUUGACAUUGUUUUAUUAUUCACAUUUUAUGUUUUGAAUCAGGAUAAUUCAACUCUCCUGCAAGCGGAAAUUAAGAUCAUCAGGCAGGAAAUAUCACUUCUAAAUCAACAGGUAAAUGUGUAAUGUACGUGUGGUUAUCCAUUACUCAUUUUCUCCUGAUAUAACUGAAUGUUAAUCGUUUCAUUUUUAGGUGAUUAACGUAACUAAGACUCAAGGUCCCCAGGGACCUCCAGGACCUACUGGACCUGCUGGACCUGCUGGACAGCCCGGAUACAAUGGUACCCAGGGCCCUCCCGGUGUUGCAGGGCCCUCAGGAUCUUCUGGAUCGUCGGGGUCUGGUAACCUUUCACUUUGCACUUACAAAAAAGUAGACGCUACUCCUGUAUCAGCUGGGCGUAUUGCUCGAACAGACGUUGCAAUCUUAGAAGCAAAGGUAGGCCUUCAAUCCAAUUAUUUAGAAGCUUUUGAUCGUUUUCCUUGAGUGGUUUCUCAUAACCAGGCGAUGGAAAAUACCACUUUUACAUAAAAAAAGGAUUCAAUCGCCGUUUCGUUGUUUUGUUACACUAAUGUCACCAAUGCAUGACAACUACGAAAAAGAAUUAAUUAUUAAUCUCAAUAAUUGUUUCGCUGUGACGCACUAUAAGAAUAGCAAUUCUUUCGCAAAACUUUCUCAACCAUUUUGUAACUGGUUGUAGCUACGGGGUACUGGAAUUGGCUUUUUAGAGUAGAAUAUCAUUGCAACAUUCAUACCUGUCCCUUUGGCACUGCGGCGACGUUGCAAUAUAUAUUCACAUAACUUUGAUUUGCUCGAAAUUUUUAUCCCCAGGGCACGAAAUUACUUGGUGUCAGCUGUGAUUCAAAUGACGCAUCAAUUAUUCAACUUUCAAGUGGCGUUCGCCAGGGUCUCAAGACGUAUGCAUGUGAUUGUAAAAAUACUGUAAGCUCAGGAGCCGGUACCAUGGAGUGUUACCUUCACUACUGGGAAUGUCCCACCUGAAAUGCAAAAAGCUUAAGCUUGCUGUUCAGUUCAUAGUCAGGCCUAGCCCAUAAGCCACAGCGAGGACCUCUUCUGAAGAGUGUACGUUGUAAAACUGAACAAUGCUUCUUCAGAAGUGCUCGUCAGAUUACUUGAUAAAAAAACUCGACGCGCGGAAAAGAGUCAAAUGUCGGCUUAAAGGAAGGACUUCAUAAUCAUGUC